CUACGAUAAUUAGAGAGGGUAUUGUAUGUUGAGAGGAAAUGUGGAGAAUAGUUCUGACCUGUUUGCCUGGACAUACAAUAUUGGGUUGACGGACUUAGAAUUAUUUGAAAAUUACAGUGAAUAUUAAAAAAAUAUUAUUAAUAAUGACUACCAGAAGAGAUAAAGUUCUUGAUUUGUUGAAAAAAACAUCCGUGAUAAAAGUGAGCCACUUAAACCUCUGUCUUUCUUGAACAGUAGUCAGGUUCCUGCAAAAAAUAAUACCAAAUCAGGAGAACCCGAAAUAUGUGAUGCUAAUGUCAACUUUUCACAGUCUUUACCAGAAGCAUCACAUUUAAAAUUCACUAGUGCCCCAGAUCCUCAGUUUUCCAAAGAGAAAUGUUUCUCAAAACUUAUGAUGGACUCCGCUAAUAUACAACCUCCUUCAUCUUUAAUUCCAUAUGAAACAACGACGCUAAUUGCUGAUACAAAUUUUGGCUCCCUCUUUAACUCCCUCCAAAGCAAUGGCUCUGAGCUAUUUGCACAACAAAAACACGAUAUUGAAGAACAAGUUAAUGUCGAAGAUCAUGAGCUAAGUGAUCAACUAUCUUUAAGAUCAGAGUUAGAAGAUCCGUUUGCGAAUUCGAGUAGCGAAGAUCCCGAUUUCGUUCCCUCGGAUGAAAACGGGAUGUGCAAGAAAAUCAGGCUGAUGUUGAGGGUAAAAGCAAAACAAGGAAAAGGAAAAGGCAGAAGAGUGGUUGGAAAAGAAAUAUUAUUAAAUCUGCCAGGAAUGGUGGAGCUGAAUACAAAAACUGGAAUGGAAAUUUUCAGAAUAAAAGGAGUAUCAAGCCGGCUUGUCAAAAUUGUAGAAAGAGAUGCAAUGAGAACUUCUCAGAAGAAGAACGCUCUGCAAUAUUUAAAGCUUUUUGGGAUCUACAGGACAUUAAUAGACAGCGUGAUUAUAUUGCCAAGGAGGUUGGUGUUCAAAAUACACAACGUUCUCGUCCGAGAUCAAAAAAAUCAGAACAUGACAACUUAG
Messenger RNA from Acanthoscelides obtectus, 1015 nucleotides. NCBI's taxonomy places the organism in Eukaryota, Metazoa, Arthropoda, Insecta, Coleoptera, Chrysomelidae. The record is from the annotation of a GenBank genome assembly.